AUGGACGGGGCCGCCCACGUCGCCGGUGACUCCCCGGAGGCCGACAGGGCCUCCUCCUCCGCGUCCUCGACCGACUCAGCCUCCCAGUGCUCCCGACCGCGGAAGGGGAUUCAUUGCGGCGGCGGCGGCGACUGUUCUUCGCUCGGAGAGGAGAGGGCGGCGAAGGCGAUGGCAAGGGCGCCGAUGACGACGUGCAGGACCUCGCACUGUCGCCGGGGAUGUCCUUCGCGGUGGUUCUUGCCCAGCCAGAGGCUCAACAUCAGGGGCCGCGUCUACCCGGCGAUGCUAACUGUCGAUGGCAACAAAGUCCCUAGAAAGGCGGUCACUGAUGGGGAGUUCGAUGUGCUGGACACAUUUGAAGAUGAAGAGUAUGUGAGGGAAGCUGUUGGCAUCUCACUGACCGAUUCGGCAGAUACAAUGAUGGCCUAUGCAUACAUAUGGGGGAAUGUAGAUGAUCCUGACCUCUAUAGUGAAUGGGAUUUUGACGUCGACGGCCCUGCCGACGCGAGGGAUCUCGGGUCGCCGUCGCCCUUUUGGAGCUCCCUCUCCUUCCUGCCUUCUUACCGUGGUGCCAGGGACCAACGGCCGGACACCAGCACGAUGGAGCUAUUGUGCUGCUGCCUCAGGUCGUCCAGGCUCGUCCUCGGUCCCAGCCACCCAUCAUCAAGAUCCUAUGUCCUCUGUCCUUUUUUCCGAUUGAUGUUUACAUGGGUGCUGCUGGCCAUUGCCCCCUUGCCCCCUGGCCAGCAGGGUCGUCCAUGA
Triticum turgidum subsp. durum (durum wheat) is the source of this 762-nucleotide messenger RNA. The record is from the annotation of a GenBank genome assembly. NCBI's taxonomy places the organism in Eukaryota, Viridiplantae, Streptophyta, Magnoliopsida, Poales, Poaceae.